Molecule: messenger RNA, 6542 nt
Organism: Lemur catta (Ring-tailed lemur)
Lineage: Eukaryota; Metazoa; Chordata; Mammalia; Primates; Lemuridae
Gene: KPNB1
Product: karyopherin subunit beta 1
Exons: 22
Coding region: 318-3449 (1043 amino acids)
Biological process (GO): protein import into nucleus
Cellular component (GO): nucleus; cytoplasm
Molecular function (GO): nuclear import signal receptor activity; small GTPase binding
Source: RefSeq, a predicted model, not a curated record
CCCCGCGCUGGGCUCCUAAAGCGGCAGGGUGCCUCCCGCCUUUCCGCACCCCGACCCCAAACUCCUCUACCUAGUUCUCCCGGGUACCCUAUCCUAUCAACGUCUAGAAUCCCAGCCAAUCACAUGGGCUCCAAGUCUUGCCUUCGGUCCACCCUCCUCCCAGCGCUCAGCCGGUCUGAGCUCAAGGCUUUUACCGGGCCAACCCAAUCAGCGGCCGCCUCUCGCCUGCCCCACCCCAAUCUCCCUCCCCUCAGCCAAUCCGCGCGCCCUAUUCCGCUGCCCGCCCAGCCAACCCGGGCCUUGAAACAAGCUGGCGAAUGGACGCGGGGCGGCCCUUCAACGCUGGCCGCCUGGCCAAUUGGGGAUUCCGCGUGGCCAGGACAGCAGCCAAUCGCCGUGGAGCGCGGUGCCGCCGCGGAGAGGUCCGGCCCGAAUAUCCCUCCGCCUUCCUCCCUCCCUCUCUCUCCCUCCCUGCGAGCCGCCGUUCACUUACUGCCUGCCUUCCUUCUUUCUCCCUCCGCCACCCGAGCACCAGCCGCGCUCUGAGCUGCCCCUGGGGUCCCUCCCCCGCCGCCAGAGGAGCAGCUGCCGCCGCCGCCAGCAGCACACUAGGAGGGAGGAAGGAAGGAAAGAGCGGAGAAAGGGGAGCCAGAGCGACUACACAGAGGGAGCCGGUGAAUGGGCUUGUGGUGACCCCCGCCCCCCACCCCACCCUCCCUUCCCACCCGACCCCCAACCCCCAUCCCCAGUUUGAGCCGCCGCCCGAAAGAGGCCGGACCGUCGUCUUAGGAGGAGUCGCAGCCGCCACCACCUCCGCCAUGGAGCUGAUCACCAUCCUCGAGAAGACCGUGUCUCCCGAUCGGCUGGAGCUGGAAGCGGCGCAGAAGUUCCUGGAGCGUGCGGCCGUGGAGAACCUGCCCACUUUCCUUGUGGAACUGUCCAGAGUGCUGGCAAAUCCAGGGAACAGUCAGGUUGCCAGAGUUGCAGCUGGUCUACAAAUCAAGAAUUCUUUGACAUCUAAAGAUCCAGAUAUCAAGGCACAGUAUCAGCAGAGGUGGCUUGCUAUUGAUGCUAAUGCUCGACGGGAAGUCAAGAACUAUGUUUUGCAGACUUUGGGCACAGAAACUUACCGGCCUAGUUCUGCCUCACAGUGUGUGGCUGGUAUUGCUUGUGCAGAGAUCCCAGUCAACCAGUGGCCAGAACUCAUUCCUCAGCUGGUGGCCAACGUCACAAAUCCUAACAGCACAGAGCACAUGAAAGAGUCGACAUUGGAAGCUAUUGGUUACAUUUGCCAAGAUAUAGACCCAGAGCAGCUACAGGAUAAAUCCAAUGAGAUUCUGACUGCCAUAAUCCAGGGGAUGAGGAAAGAAGAGCCUAGUAAUAAUGUGAAGCUAGCUGCUACUAACGCACUCCUGAACUCAUUGGAGUUCACCAAAGCAAAUUUUGAUAAAGAGUCUGAAAGGCACUUUAUUAUGCAGGUGGUCUGUGAAGCCACACAGUGUCCGGAUACAAGGGUACGAGUGGCUGCUUUACAGAAUCUGGUGAAGAUAAUGUCCUUAUAUUAUCAGUAUAUGGAGACAUAUAUGGGUCCUGCUCUUUUUGCAAUCACAAUUGAAGCAAUGAAAAGUGACAUUGAUGAAGUGGCCCUACAAGGGAUAGAAUUCUGGUCCAAUGUUUGUGAUGAGGAAAUGGAUUUAGCCAUUGAAGCCUCAGAGGCAGCAGAACAAGGGCGGCCCCCUGAACAUACCAGCAAGUUUUAUGCCAAGGGAGCACUACAAUAUUUGGUUCCAAUCCUCACACAGACACUAACUAAACAGGAUGAAAAUGAUGAUGAUGAUGACUGGAACCCCUGCAAAGCAGCAGGGGUGUGCCUCAUGCUUCUGGCCACUUGCUGUGAAGAUGACAUUGUCCCACAUGUCCUCCCCUUCAUUAAAGAACACAUCAAGAACCCAGAUUGGCGGUACCGGGAUGCAGCAGUGAUGGCUUUUGGCUGUAUCUUGGAAGGACCAGAGCCCAAUCAGCUCAAACCACUAGUUAUACAGGCUAUGCCCACCCUAAUAGAAUUAAUGAAAGACCCCAGUGUAGUUGUUCGAGAUACAACUGCGUGGACUGUAGGCAGAAUUUGUGAACUGCUCCCUGAAGCUGCCAUCAAUGAUGUCUACUUGGCUCCCCUGCUGCAGUGUCUGAUUGAGGGCCUCAGUGCUGAACCCAGAGUGGCUUCAAAUGUGUGCUGGGCUUUCUCCAGUCUGGCUGAAGCUGCUUAUGAAGCUGCAGAUGUUGCUGAUGAUCAGGAAGAACCAGCUACUUAUUGCUUAUCUUCUUCAUUUGAACUUAUAGUUCAGAAGCUCCUAGAGACCACAGACAGACCUGAUGGACACCAGAACAACCUAAGGAGUUCUGCAUAUGAAUCUCUAAUGGAAAUUGUGAAAAACAGUGCCAAGGAUUGUUACCCUGCAGUUCAAAAAACUACUUUGGUCAUCAUGGAACGACUGCAACAGGUGCUUCAGAUGGAGUCACAUAUCCAGAGCACAUCCGAUAGGAUCCAGUUCAAUGAUCUUCAGUCUUUACUCUGCGCAACUCUUCAGAAUGUUCUCCGGAAAGUGCAACAUCAAGAUGCUUUGCAGAUCUCUGAUGUGGUUAUGGCCUCUCUGUUGAGGAUGUUCCAAAGCACAGCUGGGUCUGGGGGAGUACAAGAAGAUGCCUUGAUGGCAGUUAGCACACUGGUGGAAGUGUUGGGUGGUGAAUUCCUCAAGUACAUGGAGGCCUUUAAACCCUUCUUGGGCAUUGGAUUGAAAAAUUAUGCUGAGUACCAGGUUUGUUUGGCAGCUGUGGGCUUAGUGGGAGACUUAUGCCGUGCCCUGCAAUCCAACAUCAUACCUUUCUGUGAUGAGGUGAUGCAGCUUCUGCUGGAGAAUUUGGGGAAUGAGAAUGUCCACAGGUCUGUGAAGCCACAGAUUCUGUCAGUGUUUGGUGAUAUUGCCCUUGCUAUUGGUGGAGAGUUUAAAAAAUACUUAGAGGUUGUAUUGAAUACUCUUCAACAGGCCUCCCAAGCCCAGGUGGACAAGUCAGACUAUGACAUGGUGGAUUAUCUGAAUGAGCUAAGGGAAGGCUGCUUGGAAGCCUAUACCGGAAUCGUCCAGGGAUUGAAGGGUGAUCAGGAGAACGUACACCCGGAUGUGAUGCUGGUACAACCCCGAGUAGAAUUUAUUCUGUCUUUCAUUGACCACAUUGCUGGGGAUGAAGAUCAUACAGAUGGAGUAGUAGCUUGUGCCGCUGGACUAAUAGGGGACUUAUGUACAGCAUUUGGGAAGGAUGUACUGAAAUUAGUAGAAGCUAGGCCAAUGAUCCAUGAAUUGUUAACUGAAGGACGGAGAUCGAAGACUAACAAGGCAAAAACGCUUGCUACAUGGGCAACAAAAGAACUGAGGAAACUGAAGAACCAAGCUUGAUCUGUUACCAUUGGGAUGAUAACCUGAGGACCCCCACUGGAAAUCUCCAAUCUUUUGAAAAACCCGGAAGUGAGGAGUGUGCACGGAUGCUGAAUGUUUGGGAAUGAGAGGAUGAGUGAGUGAGGCUUGAAAACACACCACAUUGAAAAUCCUGCCACAGCAGCAGCCGCAGCCGCCAACAGCAGCGCUGUUAGUGAGCUAAGUAAGCACUGACUUCAUAGAAAACCAUAACAUCGGCCAUCUUGGAAAACAGAAAAACAGUGGAUUUACUGGCUUAUAAAAAAGAAAAGAAAAAGAAAGAAAGCUGUCUCUUCCCAGGAGAGGCUAGAAUUAGCUUUUCUGUCUUUUGGCCGGUGCCGAGUGGAGUGACUGGUUUGGGAGAGGAGGAGGGAACUGGGUUCAGCUGUGGUGCUUUGUUGUAAAAGGCAACCUGGCCUUUGCUACUGAGGAGAAAGAUGGAGCCUGGGUCUCAAGCCCCCCUUCGCUGUACCUUUGCCGCACGGUACUGUAUGCUUGCCGGCUAGAAGGAGGGUGCGGGGUUUUUUAAAGUCUGAGAAUGAAUGUGUGUGAGUGAGGCGGUAUCCACAUUCUCAACUUCAAGUCAUUGCAGUUUCUUUUUCCCAGAAAACAAUGGGUUAGAUGUUGCAUUUCAUAAAACUAACUGAAGUUCUGUCUACUGAUGCAGCACAAGAGAUGUAAAAAAAAAACAAAAAAAAAGGAAAGAUGCUCUUUAGGUUUUGUUUUGUUUUGUUUUUUAAUUAUUCUAGGGAAAACACUGACGAAUGGUCAGAGCUCCUAUCCUGAUCUUUUCAUCAAGGCGCCUUUCCUAAUAAUAUGGUUCAACUGUGAAUGUAGAAGUGGGGGGGAGGGGGGAGAAAAAGAAAACUCUGGAGUUAGAGGAUAUAGAAAAAUAAAAGUACAAUUGUUACAAAUAAAGAAUGCAGACUUCAAAAAAAAAAGCCACAACCCAAACAAACCAAAAUUUAAAUACUCAGAAUUGGCAGCACAAGAGAAAAGCUCUCUCCUGACUUAGAUCGUGGCAGUCUGAACGCCCCCAGAAAAUUGUGCCAAAGAAUUUAGAAAACACAUACAAUAAAAGUAAAUACACACGCGCACACGCACACACAGAAAACAGCAAACUUCAGGUAACUAUUUUGGAUUGCAAACAAGGAUAAAUUUAAUGUUCAAACAAUCUGAUAAAAUAACCAUUUGGAAACUGCUUGGCCUUCUGUUCUCUUUUAUUUGACUACAAUGCGGUAUUGGUCUCUUGCUGCACUUCAAAACCAACUAACCAACAAAACAAAACAAAAAACCAUGUGUGUGUAAAUAUACACAACACACUAACUAGAACUCUUGUGAUUAAAAAUGGCACUUGAAAAAGGUUAUAUUUUUCCACUGAAGUUGAAGAUUAAUAAAAUGGUGUCAAACAUUCCCCUGGUCACACGCUUUAAUAUUUUUUUAGAAGUGUGAUGUGGUGUGAUUACCAUAAAUCAGACUUAAUUAUUUUCCCUUUUACAAGGGAAUAAGGCACCCUGAAUUUUAGAAUCUUUCAGCAAUAAGAAGGGAUGUCGGUGAGCUUUGAUUCCCUUUUGGUUUUGCAGUUACUAGGAGUUUUUGCUGGUAUUUUGAAUAUGCUGCUUUCAGAAAAACGAAGGAAGUUUUUCAAUUGCUUCCUGGUCUUUAGAGAACUAAAAAACAAGACCCUCAUCCCCACUUUCAUUUCCAUUCUAGCAAAAAGUAUGGGCUUAUGUUUUUCUCCAUCGCUUUGCAUCUUCCCUCCCUGUCCAAGCCUUCCGUUCCUAAGUGGGAUUGGCUCGGUUUUGCCCAUCCAUAUGGCAGCAUCUCUAAUAGCUCUUGUACAGGGUAUCAGAUAUUGUGCCUUUUGGUGCCAGGUUCAAAGUCAAGUGCCGAUCUAUGAACCAGUGUACAAAAAAAAUCCAGGUGUUUGAAGGAGAGACGCUCCAUUGUGAAUAAAGAGCUAGCUCAUACCAGCUCCUAAGCCCUAUUAAGAAGAGGCCUGGUCCUCUAAUGCCUUGUUUCCAUUUCAGUUGUUCCUUGAGGGAGAGGAUGAUAUACUAACCAUUCCUGAUGUUAGAUAGGGUUGGGUCGGAGCUUAGGGAGGGGGCAGAAAUAUUGGGGAGAGAAAAAAAAUCUGAUCAUUCCUCAGUGCUACCCAUUUCUGUCCUGUGUGGGCUGCUUAGCUUAGACAGCAGGAGAAUAAAGUACACCGAGAACCAUAAUGAAAAAACCUUCCGUGUGUUUUGUCAUGUUUUGUUCCAGGGAAGCAGUUGACGAGUACUGUUACUAAUGCUUUCUCCCAAAUCCAUUCAGUGAUGGAGAGGAGGAAAAUGGUCUGGUUGGAUUGUGGUCUUGGUGCCUUGCAGUUACUCUGCACUGGUUAUGCAUUUAAUCCUCCUCUUUUCUAGUUACCUUUGGCUAGUGGGUUUUUCAUAGUCCAGGUAUUUGUCCUUAAAUCAAUUGUACCACCUAACGCAACUGGGUGCAAAAUGCAUUCUGUCCACUCACUCUCUGGGCCUUCCCCACCCUAGUCUUGGGCACAUUCCUUCAAGAAUGUAGUUACCGUCUGCUUGGGAAGAUGUCAGUGCAAAUGUGAAGAAAAUGGGCAUCGGACUAGGCUUUGGUUUGCCACAAGUGGCAGCUGCCUAUAUCAGUUACACUUAUUAAUUUUGCUUUUCAUUUUUCCCAGUUCCCUUCGCCCCCCCCCCCCCCGUUGAAAUGUUGAAAUUUUAGCUGUCAGAGGCAACUGUAAUACUGCCUUAGGGACUUGUGGAGAAAGGGAGGGGACUUGCUCAGUGUAGUGUUUUAACUUUCAGAACCAAGCAAUCUAUUUACUCUUACUAUUUAAGAAGUGUGUUAGUCCAACUUUUAAGAGAAAUCCAAACUCCAUCAGCUUUUGAUAGCAUCUUGGUUUUUGAAACUUCAAUCUGUAAUUGGCAUUCAGAAUGCCCUUGGCAUGCCAGUCUGUGUGAUGGCAUUAAAGACCUGUAAAACACUUGAGCCCAACUUUAUUAACCAAAACUGAUACCACCACCUUUAUCUUCUAAAUAAAGUCCGCUUUAUUUUUAUUUUCAA